Molecule: messenger RNA, 1507 nt
Organism: Ceratosolen solmsi marchali
Lineage: Eukaryota; Metazoa; Arthropoda; Insecta; Hymenoptera; Agaonidae
Product: ras-related protein M-Ras
Exons: 4
Coding region: 416-1012 (198 amino acids)
Biological process (GO): signal transduction
Cellular component (GO): membrane
Molecular function (GO): GTPase activity; GTP binding
Source: RefSeq, a predicted model, not a curated record
UGGGCUUGGACACGGGGCCCGGAGCAUCGCAUUGGCGACUUCGUUGGCUGACCUCGACGCGUGGAUGGUCCCUUUUCCCUCGUGUUCUCGCGCCGACGGACCAAACUCGCGUCUUAUGGGGUAGUGAGAAGGCUCCAGGGUGUGCAUUUAAUGUGAGCAAGUUGGUGUGCGAAUAUGGAUGGAGUCAGCGUCUUUGCAACAAACGUCAUAAUAACCUAAACGAGUUAACCAAAGUAUCCUUUGUAUGCAGCGAUCGAAUGGAUGGUUAGACGUGGAGCUUGGGUAAAUCGGCUUCAAAAUCGGCAGAAGGUGUCAGAUCGGCUCCGUAGGUGGUGGAGGCUGUGUAAUAGGUAGCACUAACGGCGGCGGUGGGGCCGGCAGGGACGGCGGCGGCGGCCGCCGAUCCAGAAACGGCAUGACCCGUCCACCCAACAAUGAUAACCUCAUGACCUUCAAGUUGGUCGUAGUCGGGGACGGCGGCGUGGGCAAAAGCGCCCUCACCAUUCAAUUCUUCCAGAAACUUUUCGUCACCGACUAUGAUCCGACCAUCGAGGACAGCUACAUCCAGCACACCGAGGUGGAUAAACAGUGGUGCAUCUUGGAUGUGCUCGAUACUGCUGGCCAAGAGGAAUUUAGCGCUAUGAGAGAACAGUAUAUGCGCAAAGGAGAUGGUUUUUUGUUAGUAUACUCCGUAACGGACAAACAGUCCUAUGAAAAUAUUGUCAAUUUUUAUACUCAGAUUUUGAGAGUCAAGGAUAGAGAUGUGUAUCCUAUGCUUCUGGUUGCCAACAAAGUGGACUUGGUACAUUUGCGAAAAGUUACAGAAGAACAAGGUAGAGAAUUGGCACAUCGCUUAAGUAUUCCUUAUAUCGAAACUUCUGCAAAAGAUCCUCCACUGAAUGUCGAUGCUGCAUUUCACGAGGUUGUACGUAUUAUAAGAAAUCAACCUCCCGCUGAGUUAGAAAAGAAUCGUCGAAAGCGACGACGUGCGGCAAAGUGCACGAUUUUGUAAUAUUUGAACAAAGCUUUUUAAAUUAACUACAGACCUACAGCACAACACAGUGGAAACAUUCAGCAUUAAGAAACUUAUUAAGAAAAUCUAAUUUAUUUGAAAAUUUGUAUUUUAGUACAUUCUACUUUUUAUAAUUUAUAUAUUUUUAAACGAUUUUCUAUAUUGCUAAUUUAUGCGCAUUGUUUACAGCGUAAUGAACAAACCAUUUUUUAUCUCUCAUGUUACUCGUGUAUAAGAACGAGACAGGUUAAUGGUCCAUCAAAGUACCUCGCACAUAAUAUUACAAAUGUGCAAAAUGUUAGAGAUCCGUUAGAUGUGUUUUAUUAAAUGCUGCUGUCGUACAAUUCAAUCUAGUCGAAAAUUUGAUAUAAAAAGAAGAAUAACGAGCCCUGUAUUUAUCUACCAAUGUAAAUGGAAUCGAUCGUUUUUCCAUUAACUUUGCACGUGUGAUUAGCUGAAAAAAAAGUAUCUUGUAAAUCAUUGUCAUGAAAUGAC